AUGACUUGGUUUGCUGAAGGAGAUAGGAAUACAAGUUUCUUUCACAAUCAUGUCGAUGGCAAAAGAAAGAAAUUGCAACUGAAGAGGAUCAAAAGUGGCAGUGGGGUAUGGAUUAAAGACCAGGAGCAAUUGGCUACAGCUGCUGUGGAUUUCUAUCAAAAACAGUUCACAAAUGAAGGUGAUGCUUCUGAAAUUUCCUUGCUCAAUAAUGUACCUUCAAUGGUCACUAUGGAUCAGAAUUUGGAACUUAGCAGAUUGCCAACAAUUGAAGAAGUAAGGGCAGCAGUUUUUGAGCUUAGUGGGGAGAGUGCUAGUGGUCCUGAUGGAUUCACUGGCCUGUUUUAUCAAACAUGCUGGGAUAUUAUUGGUGCUGAUAUACACAACAUGGUGCUACACUUCUAUGGAGGAGCUGCAUUGCCUAAAUCCAUCACUCACACCAAUCUAGUGUUAAGGGGAAAGCCAGCUAAUGUGGUGAUCAAGCUUGAUAUGGCUAAGGCCUAUGAUAGGGUUUCAUGGAAGUACUUAUUGCAUGUGCUAAGGAAGAUGGGAUUUUCUGAACACUUCAUCAACAUGGUGUGGAACUUGAUGUCAAAUAACUGGUAUUCAGUAUUGGUGAAUGGGCAGUCCUCAGGGUUCUUUAAGUCGACAAGGGGUGUGAAACAAGGGGAUCCCCUAUCUCCAGCAUUGUUCAUUCUGUCAGCUGAGGUACUUUCCAGGUCUUUGAAUAAGCUCUUUGAAGACAAGUCAUUUGUGGGAUUUGGAAUGCCUAAGUGGUCUGAUCCUUUAAACCACUUGACAUAUGUUGAUGAUACGAUAAUCUUUGCAUCUGCUCAUCCUCCCUCUUUGAGCAAGAUUAUGGCAGUGUUGGGGAACUAUGAGAAGGCAAUUGGAGCUAUUACAGGAUUUGCAAGAGGUAAAAUCCCCUUCACAUAUCUAGGGUGUCCUAUUUUUUAUACUAGAAGGAGGAAGGACUAUUAUGAUGAUCUUAUCAAGAAGGUGAAGGCUAAAUUGCAUUCAUGGAAAGGAAAGUUGUUGCCAUUUAGAGGAAAGGCAACACUCAUCUCUAGUGUGUUGCAAAGUAUGCCAGUUCACAUGUUAUCAGUCCUUGAUCCACCAAACAGCAUCCUGGGGCAUCUACAUAAGACUUUUGCUAGGUUCUUUUGGAGCACAAAGGAAGAAGGGAGAAGCCGACACUGGGCUUCAUGGAAAUNUGGAUUGGGUGCACUUUAUCACGUAUUACCGGAAGACUUUCCAAUCAAUGAAGAUCUUCAGGAGAUAGCAGAACUGCAGAAAGGGGAAGCAUGGGAUGAUCAGCUGCUAGAUCAAACUUUCAAUGAGGAAAUUGCAGAACAUAUAAGGCUAAAUGUGCAUUAUGAAGGCAGUGAGGGAUAUUGGGAUAGGCCAUACUGGAUGCCAACUCCUUCAGGCAAGUUCAGUGUUAGCAGUGCUUGGCAAAUAUUAAGGCAUAGGGCUGAUCCUAAUCAGGAAUUCAAGUUAAUGUGGAUUAAAGGCUUGCCAUUCAAUAUAUCCUUCUUCUUGUGGAGAUUAUGGAGGCAGAAAAUAGCCACCGAUGACAUGUGGAGGAGGCAAAGGCUAAUGGUGAUGUCUAGGUAUUGGUGUUAUCAGUAG
Messenger RNA from Nicotiana tabacum (common tobacco), 1629 nucleotides. Lineage: Eukaryota; Viridiplantae; Streptophyta; Magnoliopsida; Solanales; Solanaceae. The record is from RefSeq and is a predicted model, not a curated record.